Messenger RNA from Wasmannia auropunctata (little fire ant), 1796 nucleotides. It is a transcript of the gene Orc5, whose product is annotated as origin recognition complex subunit 5. The record is from RefSeq and is a predicted model, not a curated record. NCBI's taxonomy places the organism in Eukaryota, Metazoa, Arthropoda, Insecta, Hymenoptera, Formicidae. The coding region runs from base 230 to 1549 and encodes 439 amino acids. Gene Ontology annotation, molecular function: DNA replication origin binding. Gene Ontology annotation, biological process: DNA replication initiation; DNA replication. Gene Ontology annotation, cellular component: nucleus; nuclear origin of replication recognition complex. The transcript has a single exon.
GGUUAGCAUACACAUGCUUAAAUUAUAGAAGUGAUACUAAUAUAUGUGCGAUUUGCUUAAAUUUAAGUAUCGUUUAAGUUCAUUAUAAGAGCGCCGAUAAUUUGUCAAAGCUGUUGUUUAUUUCUCUCGAAUAAGCGCGACACAGUCAGCGAUAAAAUAAGGGACGAAAACUAAAAACCAAAUCGGUUGUAGUCCACUUUUAUCUCUCGAGUAAUUUUAAGGCAUAAUCAUGGAAAAAUAUUUAAGAAAGAUUAAAAAAAAAAAUAACUUUAUGUGCCGCGAGAAAACUAUAGCACAGCUGUACUCUUUGAUCGGCGAAGCGGAUGAACCGAUGCCAGAGAGCAUAUUCGUUUACGGGCAUAUGGCCACUGGGAAGUCGUUGAUUAUACAAAGCCUGCUUGAUCAUUUAAACUAUAAUGUUAGCUAUGUUAACUGCAUAGAGCAUUUAGGUAGUAAACACAUAUAUAACUACAUCCUGGACGAUUUAGCUGCAUCUAUGAAAGAAUCAAAUGGCGACACACAGCUGAAACGCAACUGCGACAAUAUUAUGGAUUUUAUACUUGCACUUAAAAAGAUUUCUCACAAUGACAAACGUCCGAUCGUGUUAGUAUUUGACAAAUGUCACAAGAUACGGCAUUUCGAUGUUACCUUUUUGCCAGCGAUCUUAAGACUCAGGGAAUUAUCCGGUAUUAAUGUAUGUACGAUUUUGAUAAGCGAGAUCGCGUGGGAUAAAUUUAACACCAAGAUAGGCGCGUUGAAGCCGAUAAAGAUUUAUUUUCCGCAGUACACGAAGGACGAAUUAGCCCAACUGCUAUUACUGGACAAGCCAGCGAAUUACGAUACGGAUUUCUAUAAGAAUUACUUGAAUCUCUUCCUUUCCGUAUUUUUCCGAUUUUGUAGAGAUCUAAACGAGCUUCGGCACAUGGCCAGGAUAAAUUUCGCUAAAUACGUAGAGCCCGUGGAAAGUGAGCGAAUCGAGCCGAAUAAUGUUGCCGCCCUGUGGCGAAAUAUCUCUGCCACCUUGAGAUCAAAUUUGGAAAUCAUUUAUCUUAGGGUUUCCACGGGCGACUUUUUGCAGCCCGAUCAUCAAAUGUCCCGGGAAAUCGAGUCGACGACAAAGCUAGCGUUGAGCUUCGAACUACCGUUUUACGCGAAGUACAUGCUGAUCGCGGCGUAUCUAGCUUCGUACAAUCCCGCGAAGUAUGACAAACAUCUUUUCAUGAAGCACAGCGGUAAGAGGAAGAAAAAGAUACGGUCGAUUAAGCGGAAAGUGGAAGCGAAUGUGCAAAAGAAAGCUCGGGUAUUCACCAUCUCGAGGAUGCUCGCGAUUUUCUGCGCUAUCCUCGACGAAAGAGUAGACGUCAAUGCUAAUUUACUCGCCCAAAUAUCUACCAUGUGCCAGCUUGGUCUGUUAUCUAUCGUCGGUGAUAAUGUCACGCAGUUGGAUGAGACGAAAUUCAAGUGCUGCGCAAGUCACGACUUUAUUGUCGUCGUAGCUAAAACGAUUGGCUUUGAAAUAAAGAAUUACUUGAGCGUGAAUAUGGAUUGAAUUUUUGCUUCAUUACAUACAAACAAUUCAUUAUAUUUUCAGUUUUUAAUUAUAGUUUCACGUGUGCUUGUUUCUAACAGCUUUGCCUAACGCUUUAUUAUAUGAACACUUCUUAAGUUUAAGUAAUAAAGAAAAAAAACCUUACGUAUUUAUAUUAGAUAUUUAUGUUAGAAUUAGGUUUUACUUUUAUACAUGAAGUAUGUAAAGUUUGUAUCUCCCGUGAAAUAAAUUUAGAUUAUGAGAAAUA